CCCCCCGCUGGGUAUGAGGUGUGGAGUGAGCGGGUGCGAGUGUCCGUAGUGGAGUCGCCUCAGCCGGGCGCAGCGGCUCCCCGGAGGCCGCUGCUCGGCCCCCUCGCCGGAGGAUGGUGGGUCUCGAUAAAUAACUAACAUGCGUAGACAAAAAUGUUUCGGUACUGUGUAUAAAUGUGUAGCGACGUUACAGGUUGCUCUGUGAGUGUCCCCGUCCGGCCGAAUUGUCCGAAGUAGCGUGCACUUCGCGCUUCCACUCGCUGUUUUUUUUGUUCCGGCUUAUAUGUUAUUCGGAGGACCAAUCAAAGCGCCCGCCAAGGCCGCGUCAUCGGAGAGCGCACCCAAUCGGCGCAUGCGUCUCAGGGGCGAUCGCAGCUGGGCAAAGAUGGCGGCGGGCUCCGAUUUGCUGGAUGAUGUUUUCUUCAACACAGAGGUGGACGAAAAAGUAGUUAAUGAUCUUGUCGGAUCUCUGGAGUCCGAGCUAACGGGAGAGAGGCGAGUAAACGCAGCGACCGACGUCCAGGUGACGUCAAAUCACGCCGGAAACCCCGCUGUAGGUCGCAACUCUAAUGUUCAGGGCAGCAAAAUGGGACUUUCACAACAAGAGCUUGCCAAAGCAGGGACCGGAGGGCGGGGAGGUGUCAUAAGCAGCACGGGGUCCGGCGGUUCGAGCGUGGACGGAGCGGCCGGGACCACGUCGAGCGUGACAGCCGCUCAGAGUCCGUCUAAGCCGGGGACUUUGAAUGGAAGUGCUGUUGUGGUGACCUGUCACAUCACCGGCAACAACAACCACCACCACUCCUCCACCUCCUCCUCCCCCCAGCCCGCCGCCCCCCUCAUCAACAACGGACCUGUAUCUGUGAGCAAAGCAAGCACAGCGGCGUCCGCCGCAACACCGACUGCUAUCAUCAAAACUUCCCCGGUGAGCGCGCCGAACGCCGCCGGGUGCGCGCCCACCGUCACUCUGGCGAGGCCGCCUAUGCAAACUCCCGCCAACGCCUCGCGCGGCGGCGGCGGCGACGACGCGGCGCUGACGUCACCGGCGGUCGGCGUCAACAAGUUGGACCCGGCGAAGGGCGCGAUGCAGAUCGCCGCGAGGAGCCCGUCCGUGCUGCAGAACCCGAGGCCGUCGCUGGCUCCCCCCGGCGGAACACGAGCCAUCGCUCCGCAGGUGUUGGCUCCUCGACUCACGCAGCCGCAACAGGCCACGCCGAACAUCCAGAACAUCCAGCUGCCUCCAGGCAUGGUCCUGGUACGCAGUGAGAGCGGGCAGCUGCUGGUGAUUCACCAGCAGACCUUGGCUCAGAUGCAGGCACAGUCGCAGUCGCAGAGCGCCAUGACACCCCGAGCGGCAGCCCCCACCAGCACUCCACCGGUCCAGAUCGCGUCCCUUCAGGCUCCGGGGGCGUCGCCGCUGGCUCGUCCCGUUGCCCCCACCGCCAUCAUCAAACAGGGGUCCGCUGUCCAGGCCACUGUGACGCCCACCACCACAUUGCAGAGGCCCCCUAUACUGCAGAACACCAUCGUGCUGGGAGGCGCGGCCCCCGCCCCCGGGCAGCCGCUGGGAACGCCCACCCCGGUGCAGGCCGGUCCUGCAGCCACGCAGAGGGCCACCGGGACGCCUGUCACUCCAACAGCUGUCACAGCUGAGACGCUGGAGAAUGUGAAGAAAUGCCGGAACUUUCUGUCCACGUUGAUCAAGCUGGCGUCCAGUGGAAAGCAGUCCUCAGAGACCAUCGCCAACGUCAAGGAGCUGGUCAAGAAUCUGCUGGAAGCGAAGAUAGAGCCAGAGGAUUUUACCAGUAGGUUGUACCGUGAGCUCAACUCCUCACCGCAGCCGUACCUUGUGCCUUUCCUGAAGAGGAGCCUCCCAGCGCUGCGUCAGAUGACCCCGGACUCUGAGUCCUUCAUCCAGCAGAGCCUGCUGCCUCAGCCCGCUGCAGCGACCUCCACGGCCCUCACCGCCGUGGUGCUGCGACCUCCCGUCUCCACGGCCUCCAGCAGCCCCGCCGCCACCAAAACCACCGUCAUCAGCCUCACGCAGACACCUCCCAGCAAACCCGCGCUGCAACACGGGACGCUGGUGAGGCCGCAGGUGGCGCUGGCUCAGUCUCCCAUGGGGACCCUCAGAGGUCAACCUCACAGCCGCAUCGUUGUGAGCCACCCGCAGGUGGUCAAGCAGCAGCCGACAGCAAUGAAGCAGACGUUGGCUCAGGGGGCAAAAGGGCUGCAAGUGGUCAGUCAGGCCUCCCUCAUUGCUGCGCAGAGGAACAAGCUGAAGGAAGCAGGAGGAGGAACCUUCAGGGAUGAUGACGAUAUCAAUGACGUGGCCUCCAUGGCCGGGGUCAACUUGUCGGAGGAGAGCGACCGUAUCUUAGCAACCAACUCUGAGCUGGUCGGCGCGGUGACUCGAUCCUGUAAAGACGAGGCCUUCCUGUCCACCGCUCUACUCGCCCGGAGAGCUCUGGAGAUCGGUAGGAAGUUCGGCGUCAGCGAGCUGGGCCCCGACGCCGCCAACUUCAUUGCCCACGCCACGCAGCAGCGGCUACGCCACCUGCUGGAGAGGGUGUCUCUCGUGGCGCAGCACAGGAACGGGACCUUCAAGGAGGACGAGCGGUGCGAGCAGGCCAGCGACGUGCGGACCCAGCUGAGGUUCUUCGAACAGCUGGAUCAGAUGGAGAAGCAAAGGAAGGAGGAGAAGGAGAGAGAGAUCCUCCUGAAGGCUGCCAAGUCCCGGUCGCGGCAAGAAGACCCCGAGCAGCUCCGACUGAAGCAGAAGGCCAAAGAGAUGCAGCAGCAGGAGCUGGCUCAGAUCCGACAGAGGGAGGCCAACCUGACGGCGCUGGCGGCCAUCGGCCCGAGAAAAAAGCGGAAAAUGGACUCUCCCGUCCGGGGCGCCAGCGCCGAGGGCUCGGGGCCGGGCCCCUGUCAGCCGGGAGGCUCCGGCGGUUCGGGCUCCAGGCAGUUCACGCGGCAGCGCAUCACCAGGGUGAACCUCAGGGACCUGCUCUUCUGCCUGGAGAACGAGCGGGGGACCAGUCGCUCCCACCUGCUCUACCGAGGCUUCCUCAAAUAGCGGCGUGAAGGAGGCGGAGUCAGCUCAGAGCCCUCCCGCCUUCUUGAGCCGCACGGACCGGGACGCGCCGACCGGCUGCAGUCGCGUCAGGUCCUCUCGAAACCUUCGCGGGACUUUGAAGGAGGCCUUCGGUGUUUCGCGGGGAAACGGAAAGCGGCGCUUCUGUGUUUUCCCGAUGGGUUCUCGACCGCUCGCCACUCGUAGUUUUCACUGUGACGCCGUGGUCGACCUUUUUAAUUGGGAUUCUAGCGCAUUCACUACAAAGACGCGGUUUUCAUUCAUCUCUUUCCUGGCGAUAACAUUUAAAUUUGAUUAAAAGAAAAGUUCCCUGCGCGGCGGCGGACAACUGAUUCCACCGCACUUCACAUCGCCUGCAGAUGAUCCAAAACGUCAGAAGAAUGGCGAAAGAUUCAAAUAGUAAAUUUUCUGUUUGAUGAAAUCCACCCAGAGAGCAGCGAACCUUUUUAAGAGGUGAACGUUGACGUAAACUUGCUCGCUCUGUUCUCUGCACGGCUGAAUGGAUGAAAAAGGUUGAAAGUCGGCUGUUAACAAUGUAAAGCGUCCAGGCUGUGAUGUGAAUUUAAUUACUUGAGUUUUGUGAAAUGAAUCCCGAUAAUGUUAUUGAUUUAGUCUUUUUAAGCCUGUAACACAUUUUAUGUGUUAUGAGUUUUAUGUCCACGUUUUUCUAUUUAUGAACAAUGGAGGAUGAUCACUUUUCUAAUGAACUUACCCACUCUAACUUUUUAUAUUCUUAGUGCACAUACUAAUAUUGGUCUUAAAACCGUUGCUUAUUUUAUGAGAGAGUGUUUACUAUCAUAUUUUGUUACUGUAUAUAUUUAGUUUUCUUUUUGUAAGGUUAUCAGUUGGCGACUUUAAAUUGGGAGAUUUGUCUUGUUUUCCAACCUGUAAAAAAACAAAUAAGACAAAUAGAGCAUAUUUGUUGCCAGUAUCUUGUACAUUUUGCACAGCCACUUGUUUAUAUGUAAAUAUCUGAAUUUUAAAAAAAGUUUUGAAUUGCUAUUUUAUAAUGGACUGAAAGAGAAAGAUCUCUAUUAAAAAGACAAAGAUAAAGAAUA
Messenger RNA from Gasterosteus aculeatus aculeatus (three-spined stickleback), 4152 nucleotides. RefSeq names its product transcription initiation factor TFIID subunit 4. The record is from RefSeq and is a predicted model, not a curated record. Gene Ontology annotation, cellular component: transcription factor TFIID complex. Gene Ontology annotation, biological process: transcription initiation at RNA polymerase II promoter; DNA-templated transcription. Lineage: Eukaryota; Metazoa; Chordata; Actinopteri; Perciformes; Gasterosteidae. Gene Ontology annotation, molecular function: protein heterodimerization activity; DNA binding; RNA polymerase II general transcription initiation factor activity.